Danio aesculapii is the source of this 1940-nucleotide messenger RNA. It is a transcript of the gene tpm2, whose product is annotated as tropomyosin 2 (beta). Gene Ontology annotation, molecular function: actin filament binding. Gene Ontology annotation, biological process: muscle contraction; actin filament organization. Bases 95 to 841 code for a protein of 248 amino acids. The transcript has 8 exons. Gene Ontology annotation, cellular component: actin filament. NCBI's taxonomy places the organism in Eukaryota, Metazoa, Chordata, Actinopteri, Cypriniformes, Danionidae. The record is from RefSeq and is a predicted model, not a curated record.
CAUUAUUCUUCACGGGGACGCAGCGACAUCUCCACCGUCCGUCCCGUGUCGCGUUUGACAUUUAUUGAUAGUCGAUUUGGGGGAUUCAAGAGGAAUGGCAUCGAUAACCUCCAUAGAGGCCGUGAAGAGGAAGAUCCAGACGCUGCAGCAGCAGGCAGACGAUGCGGAGGAUCGGGCAGAAAUGCUGCAGAGAGAGGUGGACCUGGAGCGGCAGUGCAGAGAGAGAGCCGAGGCUGAGGUGGCAUCUCUGAACAGACGUAUCCAGCUGGUUGAGGAGGAGUUAGAUCGCGCUCAAGAAAGACUCGCCACUGCACUACAGAAGCUGGAGGAGGCAGAGAAAGCUGCAGAUGAGAGCGAGAGAGGAAUGAAGGUGAUAGAAAACAGAGCAACAAAAGAUGAGGAGAAGAUGGAGAUCCAGGAGAUGCAGCUAAAGGAGGCCAAACACAUCGCUGAGGAGGCUGACCGCAAAUAUGAGGAGGUGGCACGCAAGCUGGUGAUUCUUGAGGGUGAGCUUGAGCGCUCUGAGGAACGAGCUGAAGUGGCUGAGGCUCGAGUCAGGCAGCUGGAGGAGGAACUUAGACUCAUGGACCAGAAUUUGAAAUCCAUGAUGGCUGGAGAGGAAGAGUACUCCACAAAGGAAGACAAAUAUGAAGAGGAAAUCAGAGUACUCACUGACAAACUCAAAGAGGCUGAAACACGUGCUGAGUUUGCUGAGCGGUCUGUGGCGAAGCUUGAGAAGACCAUUGAUGAUUUAGAAGAGAAAGUAGCCCAGGCUAAAGAGGAGAAUCUGAACAUGCACCAAGUGCUGGACCAGACCCUUCUGGAGCUCAACAAUCUAUAAGGAGGAAGUCUUCCAGCGCACUGAGCUCUCCAUCAGGCCCAGACGGAGCGUCAGUUCUUCGCUUUGAGAAAUGAAUGUCUUAUAGUCACACACUCGCCAGUUUGUUCCCAAACAGCCCAAUGCAAAUAACGUCUUGUAACCAUAGCAAAGCCAGCAGUACGCAUAAUUAACAUUUUAGAGUAGUUUGUAAUCAGUCUGAGGUUUCAUUUAUAAUGAACAUAAUGUUUACUACAAAUGUCGUUUUCUCCAAAGUCAGCCAGAAGCUUUUUUGACCUCAACUGAUGAAUUAAAUGCUGAAAUUGACAACUUUAGAUUUAAAGGGAUAGUUCACACACAAAAAUGCCCCUCAAGUGGUUCCAAACCAAAGAAGAUACUUUGAAAAAAGCAUGAAAACCUGUAACUAUCGACUUCCAUAGUAGUAAAAACACAUACUAUGGAAAUCAAUAGUUACAGGUUUCCGACGUUUUUCGAAAUAUCUUCUUUUCUGUUCAGCACAUGAAAGAAACUAAUAAAGGGUUUGGAACAAGUAAAGGUUGAGUAAAAAUGUUAAUUUAUGCGUGAACUAUCCUUUAAAGCAUAACAAAAAUAUACAGGAAAGGUUUUUGUACAAUAGAUACACUUUUGAGAUUACCGUUUUUAAGCUUUUUCAUUGAUGUGACCAAAAAAGCACAACUUGUGAUUGUAUUUUUGUCUCAGAUCGCCUCUAAAAUCGUCAAAUGAAUGUUUCAGUCUGCAGUGCUGCAAUCUUGUGGCCUUUUUGUGAAAAUAGCUUUUUUUUAGAUGCCAGAUGUCAUUUACGUCAUCCAUGUGGAUCUCAUGUACCACCAACAGGGAAGCUCCAAAAGUAAUUUAUGAAAUACAUUUGCUAUAUACAGACAUGGAUCCAUUUUAAUGUGAUUAUAAUAGUGAUUAGGAGUGUAAGAUGGAACAUUUGUUUUUUGACUAAUAUCUGCUACAGAUGUUCGCAAACUUUUUCUUCUGUCUGAUAUAUCUGACCAAAUCUGUGAAUUGCCCUUUAAAGGGAAAAUGAAGCGCUCAGUCAAGUUUACAUUAUAUUGUACACUGGAUCCCACUUUAAUGAAAAUAUAUUAAACUCGAU